This is a messenger RNA of Paralichthys olivaceus (Japanese flounder), 2546 nucleotides long. It is a transcript of the gene bpgm, whose product is annotated as 2,3-bisphosphoglycerate mutase. Gene Ontology annotation, biological process: glycolytic process. NCBI's taxonomy places the organism in Eukaryota, Metazoa, Chordata, Actinopteri, Pleuronectiformes, Paralichthyidae. Gene Ontology annotation, molecular function: intramolecular phosphotransferase activity. The record is from RefSeq and is a predicted model, not a curated record.
UGCUGUGCAUGGCCUGUCGGUGUCAACACUGUCCGCGGAGCCACAGACACUAAAACCCGGAUUUCACUUCAUCGGAGGGGUCCUGCUGCCGGUACUUCGGAUGUCCAAGUACAAACUGUUUCUGCUGAGGCAUGGAGAGGGGGCCUGGAACAAAGAGAACCGCUUCUGCAGCUGGGUGGACCAGAAGCUGAGCGAGGAUGGGGUGAAGGAGGCCCAGGACUGUGGCAGGCUCCUGAAGGAGCAGGGCUACAAGUUCGACUUGGUGUUCACCUCCAUACUGAGCCGCUCCAUCCACACCGCCUGGCUGGUGCUAGAGGCUAUGGGCCAGGAGUGGGUACCUGUCAUCAAGUCCUGGCGACUGAAUGAGCGACACUAUGGCUCCCUGAUUGGCUUGAACCGAGCAGAAAUGGCUUUAAAACACGGAGAGGAAAAGGUGAAGUUGUGGAGAAGGGGCUACAACAUCACACCGCCUUUGAUUGAGGAAUCCCAUCCUUACUUCCUGGAAAUCUACAAUGACCGCAGGUACACCACAUGUGACGUGCCGAAGGAGAGCCUUCCCCGAGCAGAGAGCCUGAAGGAGGUGUUGGACAGGCUGCUGCCCUACUGGGACAGCACUGUGGUGCCAGAGAUAAGGAGAGGCAGGACUGUGCUGGUUUCUGCCCAUGGAAACAGCUGCAGAGCCCUGCUGAAACAUCUGGAAGGAAUAUCAGAUGCGGACAUUGCUAGCGUCACUCUACCCACAGGGAUACCUGUGCUGCUGGAGCUGGAUGACAACCUCAGGCCUGUGAAACCACGACAGCUCUUAGGAGACCAGGCAAAGAUUCAGGCAGCCAUUAAAAAGGUGGAGGACCAGGGAAAAGCCAUACCAUCAACAUGAAUGCACUUAACUGGCUGUGAGACUGAGUAUCGCUCUGCAGGGUCUCUUUCAAAAAGUAGAUGAUACCAACAGCAUCAAUUUAUUGUUGGUACGAUUAAAAGAACAGAAGUAUGUUUUAAACCCCAUUAAGAACUGGUAUUCAUGUCUCAGGUGAUUAGGUCACAAGUGGACGCUUUAAGUACAGUAGUGUACACACCCCAGAUGGAAUGAGGACACAUUUGAUGUCCGAGGGGUAAUGGCUGUGGCCAGCAGUGUGAACGCAAAUGUCCUGGGCCACAUUCAUGAACAAGUUGAGGUCCUCUGACCUGCUACAGUAUCAUAAUGAAUCCAAAGUAUUUUAGUAUGAUUGUUUUCCAUAUAUUGAUUGACAAUGUUCCAUCUGUGUACUCGGAUUGGAUUUGAUAAUAAUUCGAUCUCUGUCAACAGAAAUAACAGAUGUGAAUAUUUUAAGCAUAUGGAGAAGUGGUAACUCGUACCUAGAACUAUCCAGUUGUGAUCGGAUCUGUUGAGACACGUGAAAAUACCAGGUCUGAACAGGGCCAUACUGUGAAGUUACUGUAUGUGAAAUAGUGUCCUGACCUGGAAACGGGAUGAGGGUGAUGCAGGUCAGGCUGGUUCUUCUGGCGCAGGAAGAAGUCCGGUGAUGUACUGUGAAUGUUUCAGCACUGUUAUGUGUAAGCACUGAGCAAGCGAUUGGUUCAAAUGUUAGUUUUAUGCUAACUGUCCCCAUGCGUUACUGUAUGGUGACCCUAAAGUUGUUAUUUAUUUACUCAUUGACUUUAUAGUAAUGUGGUGAAGUUUAAAAAUCUUGAAACAGAUCAUUUUCAGACAGAAGAAAAUAACGCUGCGUUGCUAAAUGAUGCUUUUCUACACUGAUAAACGUUGGGGUAAUAUUACUUUGCAUUUUAAACAUGUGCCUUUACUAUUAACUUACUGCUCAAAUUAAGUUAUUUUUUAAAAGCUCGAACUGGUGAUUUUAUUUACUCUUAGCAAACUUUACCUCAUAGAAACUGAAAGGCAAACUGGAGAUUGGGGUAACUGGGAGCCACAGAAUGCUGUGUAUUUAAAAAUGUCCUACUUAAAAUUGUAAGUAUGACAGCUGAAGUAGGGAAUCUAUUAGCUACUUUAAAUCUUGAAUUUAAAACAGUGGCUGACACAUGUGGUUAUGUGGAAUGAUAACUGCUUUGAGCUUUGCACUUCUUGGUCAUAUUUGAAGGAUUUUUGAUUUAUCCCAUUGUUACAUAAAAGCACUAUUCUGAUUUGAAUUUUAAAUCCUAAAUUAUUAUCAUACAUGUGCAAUUAUAUGAUGUUGAAAUGUGGGUGAAAAUGUUACAAACUCCUUUUGAGUCUGCACAUGUCUUACAGCAAUAUUAUGUUAUUGCGGUUUGUGGUACAGGCUACUGACCUGUAUGUUUCAUUGUGUUUAUUGUUUGUAAUUGCACUGUGUAUUAUUUGUGUCUCCUGUUGUUCGCUGUGUUUCUUUGCCACUGUUAAUGUGUACACUGGUUUGUUUGGUCAACAGAGGAAGAGGGAGAAGUUAAGAACAUAUAUGUCUGAUAGUAAAGGGUAGAAAAAAACUCAUAUAUUUGUAAUUUGAUGUAGGAUCCAUUUAAUACCUUCCCCUCUGUCUGCACCUUAUGUAUCAUGAAACCAUUAUGAUGGAAUAAAG